GUCCGGUUGGAAGAAAAUAAGUGAAAGUCCCGGUAAGCUAUCAGUAUCUACAGCCUGUAUACGCAGAGUGAUAAAUUGUGUACCGUCCGAUCUAACUGUACCAUUAAAAAGCAGAGCGCAAUAUACUGGAGCUGCUAUGAUGUACGAAUCCCGUUGACUGCAUAGCCUAUCUUUCAAAGACGAGGCCUCCGAUUCUCUCUGCUAAUAAGCAGAAACAUCCGUCCUCGGUCAACAUUUGGAUUGGAAGGGAGCAAAAAUACUGGAUUUUGAAGGAUUUUGCAUCAGAUAAAUUGCUGUGCUUCUAAUUACAAUUGCGAGACUGAUGGGUAUGCAAUUAAAUCAUCAUCAAGGGAAUCCAGAGGUCCUGCUGUUCUGGAGGUGAGCUGAAGCAUUGGUUGGAUGAUCUUGAUAAUUGUGGGUGCACGUAAAAAUUAUCUGGCUAAAUUUGAUUCCAUUGCUUUGGAGAGAGGACGCUUAGAAGCAGUCAUAGAAAAAUGUGCUGGCUUGUAGUGUUUGUGAUUUUGUCAAUGCAGUGGUCUACUAUUGCAUCAAAUUCUGAGGGUGAUGCGUUAAAUACAUUUAGGCAGUCUCUGAAUGAUUCCAAAAGUUUGCUCAACGAUUGGAAUGUUGAUUUAGUGGAUCCUUGCAGCAGCUGGUCCCAUGUCAGUUGUGUUAAUGGUCAUGUUGCAUCUGUAACUUUGGCGAACAUGGGAUUUCAAGGGACCAUCUCACCUUCAAUUGGCAAUCUGAAAUUCCUGACCUACCUGACAUUAGAAGGUAAUGAUCUAACAGGUGAAAUACCACCUGAACUUGGGAACAUGACAAGUCUACAGAACCUGAAUUUAGCAAACAACCACCUCACUGGAAAUAUAUCAAGUUCUUUGGGCAAGCUUUCAAAUCUUCAAUACCUGGUACUAGGACACAACAAUCUUAGCGGAGUGAUUCCACCUUCUCUGUCAGCAAUUCAAAAUUUAAUUGAACUGGACCUCUCUUCUAAUAACCUCAUUGGAGAAAUACCAGAAUCCUUAUUUAAAGUGCAUAAGUAUAAUUUUACCGGGAAUCACUUUAAUUGUUCAAAGUUGCCGCAUACCUGUGCUUCGAUUUCCUCUUCAAACUCAGGUUCCUCAAAGAGGUCAAAGAUUGGAAUCCUGGCCGGAAGUAUUGGAGGAGUUGUAGUUUUAAUUUUGGCUGCAGGUUUAGUUUUUCUUUUGUUACAGGGUCGACACCGAGGUUAUAAGCGAGAAGUUUUUGUAGAUGUCUCUGGUGAGGAUGACCGGAAGAUCGCUUUUGGGCAGUUGAAGAGAUUUUCUUGGCGCGAGUUGCAACUAGCAACUGAUAGCUUUAGUGAGAAGAACGUGCUUGGACAGGGAGGCUUUGGCAAAGUCUACAAAGGGAUUCUUGGAGAUAACACAAAGGUUGCAGUAAAACGGUUGACUGACUAUCACAGCCCUGGUGGAGAGGCAGCAUUUCUGCGGGAAGUUGAGAUGAUUAGUGUGGCAGUGCACCGGAAUCUUCUGCGUUUGAUAGGGUUUUGUGUUGCACCAUCAGAACGGCUUCUUGUUUAUCCUUAUAUGCAAAACCUUAGUGUUGCACAUAGACUAAGGGAACUAAAACCUGGGGAGAAGGUUUUGGAUUGGCCAACUAGGAAACACAUUGCCUUAGGUGCAGCCCGUGGGUUGGAGUACCUUCAUGAACAUUGCAAUCCUAAAAUAAUUCACAGGGAUGUGAAAGCUGCUAAUGUUUUACUUGAUGAGGAUUUUGAAGCUGUUGUUGGUGAUUUUGGCCUAGCAAAGUUGGUUGAUGCGAGGAAGACCCAUGUGACAACCCAAGUGCGUGGGACCAUGGGUCACAUUGCUCCAGAGUACUUAUCAACUGGGAGGUCAUCGGAGAGGACAGAUGUUUUUGGAUAUGGCAUUACACUUUUGGAGCUUGUUACAGGACAACGUGCUAUUGACUUUUCACGACUAGAAGAAGAAGAUGACGUUCUAUUACUUGACCAUGUCAAAAAGUUGCAAAGGGAAAAACGUUUGGAUGCAAUUGUGGAUGCAAACCUAAAGCAGAACUACGAUGCGAAGGAAGUUGAAGCCAUAAUUCAGGUGGCAUUGCUGUGCACACAAACCUCGCCAGAGGAUCGACCUACCAUGACUGAAGUGGUCCGCAUGUUGGAAGGAGACGGUUUGGCUGAACGCUGGGAAGAAUGGCAGCAGGUUGAAGUCAUUCGUCGACAAGAAUAUGAAAUGAUGCCUAGGAGGUUUGAGUGGGCUGAGGAUUCUAUUUAUAACCAGGAUGCAAUUGAGCUCUCUGGUGGAAGAUAAGAGGUACUACAUCUGUCUAUUAUUAUUUGUCUAUUCUUUCUCUUUGAGAGUUUGCUGUCGUUGCCUGGUUCAAAGAAAUGAAGGCCUAGCAAGAUGUAUUGUACUAUUAUUACAAAGACAUUUUAUCUCUACAUGAGAAUAUUUCUUCCUAAAUGUAUCCUUCAUGAGAUUAAACCUUCUGAUUACAGCGUCGUUAUGAAGUUAUGAAAAAUGUUCAUAGUA
Molecule: messenger RNA, 2537 nt
Organism: Cryptomeria japonica (Japanese cedar)
Lineage: Eukaryota; Viridiplantae; Streptophyta; Pinopsida; Cupressales; Cupressaceae
Product: LRR receptor kinase SERK2-like
Exons: 15
Coding region: 495-2315 (606 amino acids)
Biological process (GO): protein phosphorylation
Molecular function (GO): protein binding; ATP binding; protein kinase activity
Source: RefSeq, a predicted model, not a curated record